Messenger RNA from Salvelinus fontinalis (brook trout), 3771 nucleotides. RefSeq names its product BRMS1 transcriptional repressor and anoikis regulator (gene brms1). Gene Ontology annotation, biological process: negative regulation of transcription by RNA polymerase II. Gene Ontology annotation, cellular component: Sin3-type complex. The record is from RefSeq and is a predicted model, not a curated record. Gene Ontology annotation, molecular function: histone deacetylase binding. Lineage: Eukaryota; Metazoa; Chordata; Actinopteri; Salmoniformes; Salmonidae.
UAGAAUUUUAGAGUCCGGCAAAAGUAGCAGUAGAACUGAUCUGCAACUAAAGGAAGUAGCCUAGUUUGAAUAUUGUUAUAAUAUAACUGUACUUCAUAGUAUUGGAGUAUAGAAGAUACAAACCGUAAAAGUGAUGCCGGCCCAGCCCUCCCUCAGAGAACCAGAGGAGGAGAUGGAGGUGGAGGGAGAGAGUGAACUACCAGAGGCCAAUGGAGAGAUGGAGGAAGAGAGGGAGAGAGAGAGAAGAGAGGGGGAGGAGGAAACCAUGGAGGAGAGCACAGAGGAGAGGGAGAGCGACUCGGACGAUAGCGAGGAGGAAGAAGAGGAGGAAGAGGAAAGUUCAGAGAUGGAUGAUGAGGACUGUGAGAGGAGGAGAGGAGAGUGCCUAGAUGAGAUGUCAGACCUCGAGAAACAGUUCCUGGAACUGAAAGACAAGUUGUUCCGUGAGCGGUUGAACCAGGUUAAGGUGAAGCUAGAUGAGGUGUUGACUGGUAAAGCAGGAGAAUACAGAGGACCACUGGCAACACUACAACACAACAUGACGCUACGCACACAGGUGGCAGGUGUGUACAGAGAACUGUGUCUGCAGGUGAUCCAACACAGGUACGAGUGUGAUCUACAGGGAGCUCGACAACAUCUGGAGAGCGAGAGGACAUUGUUGUUUGAUGCUAUGAAGACAGAACUGCUGGACAAGAUCAGACGGCUGGAGGAGGAUAGUCAGAGUGUCGACCUCACCUCAGGCCCAUUCAUCGUCUACAUGUUGAGAGACAUUGAUAUCCUGGAAGACUGGGCGGCUAUACAGAAGGCUAAAGCUGCACUGACACCACUAAAGAAGAAAACAGACAAGCGGUGAUAACAGAGGAGUGUCUCAGAUGUCUUGAUGGACCAAAGUCUCUGAGCUGCAGAAGAGAACUCACAACGACAGAACAGUCUUGACCACAACAGAACAGUCUUGACCACUAUUUAAUACAAAGCACUUCAGUAGGGUCUUGUUCAGUAAGGUCUUGUUCAGUAGGGCAUACCGGAACAAAACAUUUUGCAACAGAAAAUGUAAAUAUGUCUUCUUAUUGGACAAGUUCAGGAGAGUACCUCUCUGUUUCAAACCGUUUUGUUCCUGCUGAACACAGCCCAGACUAUGAAGACGAAGCAGCAGAUCGAUCACUUUUAAGUUCUGAUUCAUCUAUCACACUAUGGCCCAGUUACCUUUAGGUUCUGAUUCCUCUAUCACACUAUGGCCCAGUUACCUUUAGGUUCUGAUUCCUCUAUCACACUAUGGCCCAGUUACAUUUAGGUUCUGAUUCAUCUAUCACACUAUGGCCCAGUUACCUUUAGGUUCUGAUUAAUCUAUCACACUAUGGCCCAGUUACCUUUAGGUUCUGAUUCCUCUAUCACACUAUGGCCCAGUUACAUUUAGGUUCUGAUCACACUAUGGCCCAGUUACAUUUAGGUUCUGAUUCCUCUAUCACACUAUGGCCCAGUUACCUUUAGGUUCUGAUUAAUCUAUCACACUAUGGCCCAGUUACCUUUAGGUUCUGAUUCCUCUAUCACACUAUGGCCCAGUUACCUUUAGGUUCUGAUUCCUCUAUCACACUAUGGCCCGGUUACCUUUAGGUUCUGAUUCCUCUAUCACACUAUGGUCCAGUUACCUUUAGGUUCUGAUUCCUCUAUCACACUAUGGCCCAGUUACAUUUAGGUUCUGAUUCAUCUAUCACACUAUGGCCCAGUUACCUUUAGGUUCUGAUUAAUCUAUCACACUAUGGCCCAGUUACCUUUAGGUUCUGAUUCCUCUAUCACACUAUGGCCCAGUUACAUUUAGGUUCUGAUCACACUAUGGCCCAGUUACAUUUAGGUUCUGAUUCCUCUAUCACACUAUGGCCCAGUUACCUUUAGGUUCUGAUUAAUCUAUCACACUAUGGCCCAGUUACAUUUAGGUUCUGAUUCAUCUAUCACACUAUGGUCCAGUUACCUUUAGGUUCUGAUUCAUCUAUCACACUAUGGCCCAGUUACCUUUAGGUUCUGAUUCCUCUAUCACACUAUGGCCCAGUUACCUUUAGGUUCUGAUUCCUCUAUCACACUAUGGCCCAGUUACAUUUAGGUUCUGAUUCAUCUAUCACACUAUGGCCCAGUUACCUUUAGGUUCUGAUUAAUCUAUCACACUAUGGCCCAGUUACCUUUAGGUUCUGAUUCCUCUAUCACACUAUGGCCCAGUUACAUUUAGGUUCUGAUCACACUAUGGCCCAGUUACCUUUAGGUUCUGAUUCCUCUAUCACACUAUGGCCCAGUUACAUUUAGGUUCUGAUCACACUAUGGCCCAGUUACAUUUAGGUUCUGAUUCCUCUAUCACACUAUGGCCCAGUUACCUUUAGGUUCUGAUUAAUCUAUCACACUAUGGCCCAGUUACCUUUAGGUUCUGAUUCCUCUAUCACACUAUGGUCCAGUUACCUUUAGGUUCUGAUUCCUCUAUCACACUAUGGCCCAGUUACAUUUAGGUUCUGAUUCCUCUAUCACACUAUGGCCCAGUUACCUUUAGGUUCUGAUUCCUCUAUCACACUAUGGCCCAGUUACCUUUAGGUUCUGAUCACACUAUGGCCCAGUUACAUUUAGGUUCUGAUUCAUCUAUCACACUAUGGCCCAGUUACCUUUAGGUUCUGAUUCCUCUAUCACACUAUGGCCCAGUUACAUUUAGGUUCUGAUUCCUCUAUCACACUAUGGCCCAGUUACCUUUAGGUUCUGAUUCCUCUAUCACACUAUGGCCCAGUUACAUUUAGGUUCUGAUUCAUCUAUCACACUAUGGCCCAGUUACAUUUAGGUUCUGAUUCAUCUAUCACAUUAUGGCCCAGUUACAUUUAGGUUCUGAUCACACUAUGGCCCAGUUACCUUUAGGUUCUGAUUCCUCUAUCACACUAUGGCCCAGUUACAUUUAGGUUCUGAUCACACUAUGGCCCAGUUACAUUUAGGUUCUGAUUCCUCUAUCACACUAUGGCCCAGUUACCUUUAGGUUCUGAUUAAUCUAUCACACUAUGGCCCAGUUACAUUUAGGUUCUGAUUCAUCUAUCACACUAUGGUCCAGUUACCUUUAGGUUCUGAUUCAUCUAUCACACUAUGGCCCAGUUACCUUUAGGUUCUGAUUCCUCUAUCACACUAUGGCCCAGUUACAUUUAGGUUCUGAUUCCUCUAUCACACUAUGGCCCAGUUACCUUUAGGUUCUGAUUCCUCUAUCACACUAUGGCCCAGUUACAUUUAGGUUCUGAUUCAUCUAUCACACUAUGGCCCAGUUACAUUUAGGUUCUGAUUCAUCUAUCACUAGUGCUAAGCGAUUAACCAAAAUCUUUAAUAGGUUUUUAAACAAGUAAUUGACCAACGUUGGUUCAAUUAUUUGAAUUCUAUUUAAUUUUUUCCCCUGUGAGCACAAUGUGUCGUCUCUCUUGAGAUAAAUCAGAUCAAGCCCGAACUGUGUGAUUUAGUAGGGAGUUGUAGUUUCUAACAGGCUUUGUGGUAAUUAACUACAAUGACCAUAAUCCAUUGCGCGCCUACUUGUCCGGUCUGUGUGGAGCAGACACGGAGAGGGAGAGGGAGAGAGAGCAGCUGCUUCCAGGUAUCUCUACCUGAAAAUACAUGAUCUAAGUGAUUGAUAGUUGGUAUUCAGCGAUCAUCAAAGUAUGUCUUAUUUACUUUAAAGGACUACUAAAAUAGUGAUGUUGUCAGACAGCAGCUCUAUAGAGAUGAGAUGAUGACUUGGUAUGAAAUAAUAAAGUUAACAAAUAAAACGAA